Messenger RNA from Dromaius novaehollandiae (emu), 10157 nucleotides. RefSeq names its product progesterone immunomodulatory binding factor 1 (gene PIBF1). Gene Ontology annotation, cellular component: centriolar satellite. Bases 163 to 2541 code for a protein of 792 amino acids. Gene Ontology annotation, biological process: cilium assembly. NCBI's taxonomy places the organism in Eukaryota, Metazoa, Chordata, Aves, Casuariiformes, Dromaiidae. The transcript has 19 exons. The record is from RefSeq and is a predicted model, not a curated record.
GCGGCCGUCGCCUUGGUGAGGGCGUCGCCCCGCCCCGCCCGCCUGGAGGUGGUGAGGACUGCGCAUGCGCCGCAGGGUCUGGGGCGGCUGGCGGAGCUCAGUGUUCAGGGGGCUCAUCUCAAAGUAUAACCAGAAAAAACCCUUUGCAAAUCGUGAAAGAAAAUGUCACAUAAAAACGCUAAAGUAAUCAGGAAAGUAAACAUCUCUAGCUCCUUGGAGUCUGAAGACAUUAGCUUAGAGACCACAAUACCAACUGAUGAUGUUUCCUCCUCCGAAGAGAGGGAAGGUACUGUUAAAAUCACUAAGCAGCUUAUUGAACGGAAGGAGUUGCUCCAUAAUCUUCAGCUGCUUAAAAUAGAAUUAUCUCAGAAAAACUUGAUGAUUGACAACUUGAAAGUAGAAUAUCUGACCAAGAUUGAAGAGCUAGAAGAGAAGCUUAAUGAUGCAAUCCAUCAAAAGCAGCUAUUGUCUUUACGACUGGAUAGCCAGCUGGCAUUACAGCAAGAAGAUGCUAGAAAACAUCAGGCUCUAAUGAAACAAGAAAUGGAAACCAUUUUAUUGAGACAGAAACAACUAGAGGAAACAAAUCACCAGUUAAGGGAGAGGGCAGGAGAUAUUCGUCGCAGCUUGCGAGACUUGGAAUUAACAGAUGACUGCUAUGAGAAGCUAAAGUCUCUUCCAGAAGACCAGCUUUCUAUUCCUGAAUAUGUUUCUAUUCGAUUCUAUGAAGUAGUGCAUUUGCUAAGAAAAGAACUAAAUGAUCUACAGGUGAAAAAGGAAAGCCUAAUGGAAGAACUAAAUGGAUACAAGUCCCAGCUGAAGUGUUUGACAGAGAGCUAUGAAGAUGAGAGGAGGAUUCGGUCAGACCUUGAGGUUAGAUGUCAGCGUUUAACACUGGAACUGGCUGAUACAAAGCGGAUGAUUCAGCAAGGUGAUUACAGACAGGAGAACUAUGGUAAAGUAAAAUGUGAACGAGAUGUAUUUGAACAUGAAUUGUCAGAACUCAGAAGAAAAUAUGAAGUAUUGGAGUUGUCUCACAAAGCACAAGCUAAAGAAAGAAAUGACUUAUCAAAAGAGCUGGCAACCUUACAACAGUCCCUUAACUUGUUGCAAAAAGAUAAAGAUUAUCUUAAUCGCCAGAACAUGGAGCUUAGUGUUCGCUGUGCACAUGAAGAAGAUCGUCUUGAAAGACUUCAGAUUCAGCUAGAGGAUACCAAAAAAGCUAGAGAAGAAAUGUAUGAAAAAUAUGUUACAUCCAGAGACCAUUAUAAAACAGAGUAUGAAAACAGACUGCAGGAGGAACUGGAACAAAUAAGAUUGAAAACAAAUCAAGAAAUUGAGCAACUUCGAAGCACCUCAAAGGAGAUGUAUGAACGUGAAAACAGAAAUUUGAGAGAAGCAAGAGAUAAUGCCGUAGCUGAAAAAGAAAGAGCAGUUAUUGCUGAAAGGGAUGCUCUAGGAAAAUAUGAUCAACUCUUAGAACAGUAUAGACAAAUGCAAAUUGGCACAGAAAGCAAAGUAGCUGAACUUCUUCACCAAAGUAAGUUAAAGUCCUUUGAAAGUGAACAUCUUCAACUCAUGCAGCAAGAAACAGCUAAGAAUCUUUCACAGUGCCAGAUAGAAUGUGAGAAAUAUCAGAGAAAGCUGGAGGUCCUUACUAAAGAAUUUUAUAGUCUUCAGUCUUCUAGUGAAACACACAUUAUUGAACUUCAAACACAGAACUCUGAGUUUCAGGCGAGGCUAGAUACUUACGAAAAACUUGAAAGAGAGCUUGAUGAGAUAAUUGUUCAAACAGCAGAAAUGGAAAAUGAAGCUGAAGCUGAAAGGGUUCUCUUUUCAUAUGGAUAUGGUGCCAAUGUUCCUACAACAGCCAAAAGACGGCUAAAGCAAAGUGUUCACUUGGCACGAAGGUUACUGCAGCUAGAAAAGCAAAACUCACUGCUUGUAAAAGAUCUGGAACAUCACAAGGAACAAGUAACACAGAUUUCACAAGAGCUUGACAGAGCAAAUUCUUUGUUGAAUCAAGUACAACAGCCAUACAAAUACCUGAUUGAAACUGUGCAACAGAGAGAUUCUCAAAUAAGUCUACAGAAAGAACAUAUUACACAGCUUGAAAAAGAUGUCAGUCUUUUAAAUAAAGAGAAGACAGCUUUGCUGCGUGUCAAGAAUCAAAUGGCAACAGAUUUGGAGAGACUUCUAAAUCAUCGUGAGGCCUGCAUGUGCCACAGUAUGCCCAGAAUCUCCCAUCACUCCCCAGUCGUCGAGACCAGAAGCCUGGACGGAGCAUUCCACAGUUCACUUCCGGAACUAGCAGUAAUGAAACAGGUUUUAAUUAGUCUACAAGGUAAAUGCUAUGAACAAAAUUUACCUCAGUCUCAUACUGAUGUAAAAAGUGUGACUGCAAAAAGCAAAUCAAGUCCUUCGGUAAAACUGCUGCCAGAACAUGAAGAAGAAAAUGUAUUUACACCUAAGCCGACAUUAUUUACAAACAAGGAGGCACCCGUAUGGUACAGGAAACUGCAGCAGAAAACAUCAGCUUAACACUUUUCCAAAAUUAUUCAAGAUAACCUUUGGGGGAAUUUUUCUUUGAAGAUAUUUUCACCAUAAUCAUGUCCUUGUUACCAUAAAGGCAAACAAUUGUUUUAUUUUCAACUAUACUUUUAUACCUGUAAAACAGUCUUAUGCUUCUUAAAAUAAUUUUUAGAUGUGUCAUGUGAAUAAAGUGUGUGGAAAUAAUGCAUGUAAUGAUUUUACUAACAUAUAUUUGAAUUAAAAAAGAUAAAUAAAUGCUAACAUAGUAUAUGCAUUUGUAACAUGGGCUAUUAAGGGCUUUUUAUUCAGAGUGUUCAAAUGAAUGCAUAUUUCAGCUUUUUUAUAUUGUUUUUCUUGGACACCGUAUUUCAUGCCAAAUUCCUUGCAACUAUUCUGUCUCAUAGAAAUUUAAGAAAUAUACAUGAGUUAGCAUCAGACUAUAUCCGACUUUCAAUAAAGGAAAUUCAUGUCAGGUGAAAAAAAUAUAAAAUCCUAAUCAGUCCUGUAGUUCUGUCUUUCUUUUUCUUUUUUACCAAGCAGUCAUUAAAAGUCUUCUGAAAAAGCAAUAAAAUAUAGCCUGAUUAUCAGCUCAGAUACUUUAUGGGCUAGAUACACUUGCUCCAGUCUAGUUACGACAGUGUAAAAGCAAUGAUAGAACUUUGAUGUGUGUCAUAGUUGUGUAAAGGUGAAAUAGGUAAUUUGCCAUUUUUGAUUGUAUCAAAAUAAGAACCAUCUUCCAAGAAUGCCAUCCAUUUAUUCAUUCCAUUACACCACAUGUUUAGUCUAUAGCAAAAGUCUCUAAUAAUACAAACCAUUUUAAAGCACCUCUGAUUGCUUAGGCUAAAUUUUAUAUAUAACAUAAAUAGGUGGGAUUGUUGGAAGUGACUGUACACUGAAAAUAUUGCUCAGAAAGUGACUGUACACUGAAAAUAUUGCUCAGAUUUACAUGCUAGAGGAAGCUCCGUUUUUUCACUUCCCUCUUUGCCUGCCAGCAUCUCUGCAACUGAUUCAUUGGUCCUUUCUGGACAUGAACUAUAACUGCUUACUAUAUAUAAAUACUGAGCUAUAUCAAGCUUGUAAUUCCUAGAUAUGCCUUUCUCCAUUUUCCAAACAGCAGCCUGAAGCAAAGCAAUACUUCUUUUAUUCCAGGUGAGCUUCAAUUUCUUUAUAUUUUUUUCUAAUUCUAGGAGAAUGAGAUAAAAGCACCAGCACUGCAUACUGCAUAGCUGUAGUUAAUUGUUAGUUUAAUAAUGACUAGUGAGAGAGUAACUUCUGAUAUUGUUUCAGAAAUGUAAAUAGUUAGUAAAAUAAAUUUUAUUUACUCCCAAAAAUAAACAAAUGAAAAGUCAUGAAUACUCAGCUUUAAUUAGCAUGUACAAAAAAUAUGGAGUACACUUGUAUUCUGUUUCAUCUUUUGAUCAAAAUUGGAUACAUAUGGGGAAAAAAGAUACUACUGAAGUGAUAAAUAUUUUGAAUGCCAAACAGGUUUAUGUGCUAAAGCAUAUCACAGGAUUAAAAUUUUGAUGCUUUGAAUGAAGAAGGCAGAGUAUGCAGGCAGGAGUUAUACCUUAUUAGACUUGCGUUCCCUGGAAAAAAAAUACACAGAUCUUUGGGCUCAGAAAUCUAUCUGUACAGGCAUUCCUGGAUUAACCUUGGUAUCAUGAAGUCCAGGUUUUUAUGUAAUUUAUAUUUUUACAUGAAUUAAAUCAUUAAAAGUUUUUGUUUUUCAGGUGAAAAUCCCAUAUUGCAGAUAUGAAUUUUGUAAUUUUAUAAUAAGUACUUCUUAUUAUUCACUGUCCCUAGCUUAACUUCUCAGACUGUCCUGUUUGUCUGUUAUCACCCAAUGGUCUAUAAAUUGUAUUAUCUAGAAGGAUUGCUAACUAUUUUAAGUAAGAGACUAGCUGGAGUCUAAGUAUUCACAUUUGUUCUCUCAUAGUAUUCUUAUAGCCAAACUGAUGACAUAUGGACUAUAAGGUGGGUAGAAAAUUGGCUGAACUGCUAGGCUUAAGGAAUUGUGAUCAGCAGUGCAAAGUCCAGCUGGUAGAACUCUGCCAUAGUAUACUAGCAUCCCAUAGCAUACUAGCAUCCCUGAGCAACUUCAAAGACAAUACCAAAUUUGAGGGAGUAGUCUAUACAGUGGGGGCAGGGCUGCUGUUUCAAGGGACCUUGACAAGCUGGAAAAAUGGGUAGACAAGCACCUCAUGAAGUUCAACAAAAGCAAAUACAGAGUCCCACAUCUGGGGUGGAAUAACCCAGUGCAUCAGUACAGGAUGGGGGCCAACUAGCUGGAAAGCAGCUUGGCAGGAAAAGACCUCAGGCUCCUGGUGGACAAAAUGUUGAACAUGAGUCAGCAAUACACCCUUGCAGCAAGCUAGGCCAACCACAUCCUGGGCUGUGUGAAAAAGAAGGUCAAGGAAAGUAAAUAUUCCCCUCCAUUCGGCACCUGUGAGACCACAUGUGGAAUGCAGUGUGCAGUUUUGGGCUCCCUCACUGAAGAAAGACAUUGACAUAUUGGAGCAAGUCCAGCAGAGGUCCACCUGGAUGGUCAGGGCUGUAGCAUAUGACAUAAAGGAGAGGCUGCAAGAACUGGGCUUCAGCCUUAAGAAGAGAGGGCUGCAAGGGGAUCUUUUUCUUCAACUACCUAACGGAAUAGUAGAGAGACAACAGAGCCAGACUCUUCUCAGAGGUGCAUAGUGAUAGAACAAGAAGCAAUGGAAUUUGGAAUGGAUUUGAAACACUGGAAAUUUCAACUGGCUAUUAUGAAAAAUGUUUUUACUAUGAGGGAGGGUGGUCAGACACUGGAAUGGGCUGCCCAGAGAGGUGGUGGAAUCUCCAUCCUUGGAGAUACUCAAAAUUCAAUUGGACAAAGUUCUGAGCAACCUGAUCUAAUUGGACCUUGUUGAUCAGGGGGUUGAACUAGAUGAUUGACUUUCAAAAUUUCCUUCCAACCUAAAUUAUUCUGUCAUAAUGUUUUUACUCAUUUCAGGUAGUGAUAUUAAUUUACUUCUCCACAGCCAAUAGACACAAAAUUUGUAACUCUUCCAUGGAAAUGCAAUGUGCAAGAAUGUUUUGAUGUUUCUAGAAUGAAAUAUGCUUUGUAAAAUAGUGUGUCUUCCAGGCAACCUGAUUUUCUAGGAAAGCUGACAGAAAAUUAGGCUGAUUUCUGGUAAAUUCUAACAGAAAAAGGGUUUUUUUGGAAAACUGCUAAUAAGCUCCAAUUUAAAAUUUGGAAACAUGAAAGUCAGGUUUUUUCAUACAUAGAUAGUAUAAACUUCUGUCAGCAGAUUCGUUUAACUCAUGUAGUCUUUGUUCAAAUCUGUUCAAUGUGUAAAUUUUUUUGCAGUUGAAGACUUUGUAUUUUUCAUGUCUCUUCAUUCAACGCUAAGGCUAUAGUUAAUUAUCUAGGAGGAGACCUUCUAACCUUUUCAUGUGAAAGCUAGAAUGUCACUUAAAUAUAACUAUUCAAAUGUGAAAUGCCCUACAGCAAAAAUUAAUGAACCUUCUUGCUCUUUAAGUAAUGAAAAGGUUCAGUUGCAUUACCUGUACAGCAUUUUUACUGAUGUUAUUUCCCACAAACAUAGUUGUCAAAUGAAUUAUUCCUGAAUUCUUCUUCAUGAAAUGGUCUUUGCAGUUUCCCGUUGUAGAAGGUCUUGUGUCCAUGAUCUGUGAGUCAAAAAUAAUGAGGUAAAGAGGCAUUUCUAAGGGUAGUCAUGCAUGUAAGCAACUUGUGACUGAAGUGCCCAACCCACAUAAUCAUCCACAGUUCCUCUUUUUCAACCCAAAGAGAGCAAAGAAAGAAAAAUGUCCAUCCUGUAUUACAUUUCUUGGUACAUUAAGUUGGUGUUACUCAAGUGUUAAGUUUCAUAAGUAUAUGGGUUGAAUUAAAAAGAAGGAAGGACCGUCAGUUUAGAGCAGAUUAGGAUUUUUUUUUCUUUUUACAGUAUAAUUGCUCUCUCGCAUUUCCAUCUUUUGCUGGAAGCAAAGUAGCUUCUAAAUCACCAAGGAAAUGGCAUGAUCUGGGAAAAAAAUCGAAAACAUGAAAAUGCUUUCUUUAAUAAGGAGCUAAACUCUCUUAAGGCUUGUUUGCUGAAUCCUGUGGUCAAAUUUCUUUGGUGGUGUUGUUUCUAAAUAUCAUGUGUGCAAAUAAAUGCUAUGUAAUUGGGAUUUGUAGCUUUUCUUCCCUUCAAAGCAGUCUAUAGAAAAUAGUGAUGAAACCUUGGAAAAGAGGAAUGAUUGUAAAUUUAAAUAUUAGUUGUCUGAAUAUUUGUGAGUAUCUCUUGGAUAAGAUUUGUUGCCUUCUCACUUUCACUAGUGUUUUCAGUUUCACUUAUCUUUUUGUAUGACAUCUAGUUCCAGCAAAAGGAAAGACUAACUCUACUAAACCUCUCACAUCAGCAAGACAAUCAGGUGGAAUUUUUCUGUUCCUGGUAUGCAUUCAUUAACUUCCACAUCUUUGCAGGAGCACUUUUGGUAGAAGACUAGAAAACAUGAAUUUCUAGAAACAAUUUAUUACUUUUUGAAGAAGUAGUUAUUUAGAUGCCUCAGUCAAUUGUCAACCUGUUCCACGUUUUUUACAUGAAAACAAAUUUAUACAGAACAGUUUGUCUGUACCAUUCUCUCAUAUCUUUCAUACUCGUUACUCUCAUUGGAGAGGUCUACUGAGGGAAGAAUUUAUCUCCCUGUUAACAUUAUGUUUAAUAGAACACAUGCCAGACUUUACUAAGUCAAAGAAAUGUAUCCCUAGUAUUUUCUUAUACCAAAGAAUAUAGAGGAUCUGUAAUCAUUCUUGACCUUUGAAAAUGAAACAAGUACCUCUAGAAGAUCAAGUUUUGCUUAGUGUCUUUGGAAAAUAUUAUCCCCUUCUUAAAAUUCCCAGGAUUGAUUGGAACUCUUGACCUUUAAAAUGCAUGCUUCCAUAGCUUAAUAAGGCAGUUAGGGUAUUUCAGAGUGAAGCUGGGCAGCAGUCAGCAACAGUACUAGGUGCUAACUCGUGGUGGGACAAUGUUGCCAGAGGAAAUGGGCAACAGUCGGGAAUUAUGGAAGAGUGGGAGGAAUACUGCAGAAAUUCUUAGCACUCAGAGUAGAAGUAGCUAGAGCUCUUCUCAGAUGUUUAGACCCUGUGUAUCUCCUCUGCAGCUCUUUAAGCCCUCUGCUGAGAGCAUGAAAAGCAUCAGCUUUGUUCCACAAAGGUCAUUUUUGUAGAGUUCCUUGAGGUUUCUUUACUCAGUGAUAAGUUUUGCACAAUAGUAAAUAGAUCUCAGUUGACCAUAAAUACCUGUAUUUUGCUUUUCUUUUUCUUUUUUUAAGAGAGACUCCUUUUUGUCAGGACAUUGGAACUGUGUUCAAAUAAAUGGUGAAUUUUAAUUAACUUUCCUUUUAAAGGAUGAAGGAGGCAAAAGAAAAACCAAAUUUCAUCCCUGUGAAAGUGGGAAAUGGCAGAAGUAUUAAAUAUAAAAAGUUAGGACUGAUCGUGGAAAUAGCUUUUACUCAGAAACUUACAUGUUUUCAUAGAUUGUGAGCCCCUUUUGAAGAUACUGCAGAAAUAACCACUGUAAAAGAGAACGCGGCUUUGAUUGAAGCAAUAGAAUCAACUUUGUUUGACCAUGAAUAAUUGAAGUCUUUGUGUUAAUGCUUCUUUUAAGGAGUAGUGGAUCAGUAAAUGUAACGUAAUUGCAGGAAAAGUCUUAUGGAUGGAAUUUAUGACUGCAUUUCAAUGAAAGUCUUUUCAUUUUUCCUUCUUGGUUAAAUAGAAGAAGGAUUACUUAGAUUAUUCAGUGUUGCAGCUGAAACUGUUAGCAAUUCCCAGUGCUCCCUUCUAUCGUCAUUCUAGAGAUAGAUACAUAGUGCAGCGUGCAAGACUUUCUCUUUUGCUUCCUUAUUCAGAUCUUUAGAAGAAUUUGUUUCUAUAUGUGUCGUUAUUAGGCAGCAAUGUAAUGCUUGACUUUUGUGAGGAAGUUGUCCUCAAGAAUUUAUAUGUGAAUUUUAAACAGGACUAUUCCCUAAGUUCAGAGGCUCUUUCUAAAAGAAAGAGUUGGAAAUAUUCCCACUGAGUUCUCUGUCAGAACUGGAGGGAUAGUCAUUUCUGUGCCCAAACUUUCUAAUGCUCCCCGUCACUGGUGUAGUGCUGCACAUACAGGAGACUUGUCACUCUGCAUUUCACAGGCAUAUGAUUUUCAAGUACACAGUUGCCAGUACCAGUGAAGCCAUGUAAAUGGAAAUUCACAAGUCGUCAUCUGGAGCUGUGUUUAAGAUGUUCACACAUAAACUGAUAUCACUCAUCUUUUCUGUGAUCCUGUGGAAAGUAUAAGGAAAAAAUGCAAUACUUAGUGCAGUCUGUUCCUCCCAUUUCUCUCCUCUCUCCUUUAUGGGGGUUAAAUAAUUUUGAUGUAUAAAUAAAACUCUAUUGAAUCUUCACCCUUAGAUAUUUGAAAGUCAACAUUCUGCAAGUCCUGCAAGGAGGGUUAAAUCCUUUCUUUUUGAUAUGUCUUCAGAGAUCUGUAUUCAGAUUGCAGGUAUUGAUCAGGCGACACUUAAAAAUGAUUAAGGAUCUCUGCUUACACAUUAAUCUUUAUUUUAUUAACUUACUAUUUAAACAGUAAGUCUCAGAAAUCUACUCAGUAUUUAUGAGUAUAGUGCUACGUGCUUGAAAGUGGCAACAAGCAAUAAAGAGAACAAUAUGUCAAUGACUCGAGUCUUACUGAAUUAGCACAUUCCUUGUCAUUUUGUGUUGUUUCCUUCAUUAUUGCAGUAAUUAACUUUGCAGAAUUGCAUUUGUUCCAUUCACCAGGGGAUGGAGAACAAUAAUAGUGUUUACUAACAGCAGGAGGGAGCUUACCUUCCUUUCUCUACUCUGUAAUAUCUCUACUGGCUAAUCUUAAUGCACAGGUAGGGUGCCCUUCUACACAAUGGAGACUCUGAAACCUAAAUCAGCUGAUAAGAUCUGUUGUCAAUGAAAACAGAAUACCCAAUCUUAUGAAAUAUAGUGGGUUUUCAUUCUGACAUGCCAUUUCAGAUCUGUACAGGCUGAAACCUUUGUCAAACAUUUUUACACAUUGAUAACAAUUCUCAUAGUUGUGAAUGACCUGAAAAGAAGUACAGAUUAUUUUCAGUCUGUUAAAACUGUGCAAUUGCAGAGAGACAAAUGAUGUAAAGUUCUCAUGUUUCUAGCUGUAACAUCAGGAAUCUUCCCUGAUAAUUUGCUGUUGUUCUUCUGUAGUUGUAAAGCAAAAUAUUAUAUAUAUGAUGUAUACAUUUUAAACAUAAAUUUAAGGGAAUGUAGUUUUUUACAAAGCAUUUUUUCUGUGAAAAACAAUGUUUAUGUUGCUUAUGGUUAUGAAUGAAAUGAAAAUAAGAUAUCUUAACAUUAAUUUUAAUUAAAAAUAUAAAGGAUACUGUACUGCAUCAUUUUUGUGGGUUUAUCUCAUCCACUGUCCUGUCUCCAAGAGUUUACAGGUUCAUGACAGAAAGGUGCAAAGUUCCUGUGGGCCAACAGUAGACAACGUUAUGUUUACUGAUCUGAAUGAUAGUCCUAAUUUUCAUAUAAAUGUCCAGUAUCUGUAAUUUGCAAACUUUCAGAUUCAUUGGAUGUCUAUGGAAAUAAAAAUACCUGUGUUUUUUUAUACCUA